UCGACGAACGCUUGGCAAAUCAGAAGAAUUUAAGUUCCCAGUGGUAGGCUUGACGUUUAUACAAGAAAAUCAUUUACCGUGCGCUACAAAGUUAAAUGUAUUUACUAGGCAACCAUUAAUACUUACACAUCCAUCAAAGACAAUAGGAUUUCGGCCAAUGCAAUUGCCAUUGCUAACUUUAAAUUUUCCCUGGAGUCAAUGAAUCAUCAAACGAUAAAAAGUUCCGUGCGUGUGAAGCCAUCGUGGGGUUACACUAAUGAUGAUAUAUCACUAACGAGAUUAGAAGUACAACCAAGCGGCAGAUUAGUGAUAAUAUUUGAUGAUCAAAAUGAUGACGUGAUACUUCGCGUUAUUGUCACAAAAUCGUAUGCACCUGUGAUAAACGAUUUUUUUGAAUCUGAGACCAUACCCAGAUAUCGGGAACUGAAUUUGACGACAAUGAAAAAGUGGACUAUACAUAGAGAUAUCGAUGAUGGUGACAACAAUGACGAAGAAGAAGAUGCUGAAAAUAAAACGAAUGCACCAGUAUUCUUUUACAUUGGAGUUUUACCUCAUCAAGUCACACUGAGGUCACUCAUGCCCAAUUUAGAUCCAUCGAUUCCUGAUGAUUUUCUUGAGGAAAAAUCAUCAAAAAUAGAACGUUAUCGCAGAAACAUUACAUACGUUUUUCGUGUAUUCACGGUACAUUGUUGGCGCUGGAACGAAACGAUGACCAAAUGGUUACCACACUGUAAAAUCAUGGAUGACUUUACUGACAAUUCAAUGACCUGUCAUUGUAAAGGAUUGAGUACAAUCACAGCGACUUACAGACAAGUCGUUAAUACGACUUAUUCGCAUAGUGAAAUUUCUAUGUUCGUACAAUUCGUCGAGAACGAAAUCAUCACAUGGUUCAUAGCUUAUUUGCUAUUCUGCUUUUUGGUAUUGUACCUUUGGGCUAGUAAAUGGGAUCAUUGGGAUAAGAGUCAGAGAAAAGUUAUCAUGCUACCGGAUAAUGAUGAGUCUCAUUCAUACUCAUAUAUAUUAAAAUUAUAUACUGGAAAGAAUGAGGAUGCCGCUACGAGUUCGAAAGUUGCAGUUAGUCUGGAAGGUUCACUUGGUAAUAGCAAUGUCCAUGUGCUGGAAUCAUUAUCGAGACCAGUGACGACGUGUGGUGGCAUGGAUUAUUUUGUCAUAAAAACAGACUCGUCAUUAGGAGACGUUUAUCGUUUGAAUGUAUGGCAUAAUCAUAGGGGUCCCAGACCUAUAUGGUACGUUGAUAAAAUCAUUAUCCAUGAUGCACAAACCCACGUCGUUAGUUUCUUUUUGAUAAAAUCAUGGUUGUCUCCGCUUCAUGGCGACGGGUCUAUAGGAUUUACCUGUUAUAGACUGAUGAAUUUUGAAAAUUUUCCUUGGCGUAUGCGUUACUCAAAUGCCAUGAAUGGAAUUACGUGUGCUGGUCAUCAUAUGCUGUUCGGAGUUUUUACGAGAAAUGGCAACAAUGAAAUGGAUUCUGUGAGCGAAUUAAAAUUGGAGAGCGUUGAAAUUGUCAUCAGUAUUCUAGCCUCAUUAAUUUCAUUUCCGAUAGGCUGUGCCAUACUUUGGAUUUUUCGAAAUAUAGCACCCGUACAAUCCUACGCCAGUGAUUAUACGUCUAGGUACGUACAAGAAAUAGUAAUACCAAAGCCAAUGAAAUUAGAUGAUCUGGAGAGGAAUGAUCUGAUUGGUCAGUUCAGUAGCAAUCAGCAAUUAGUCGUGAAUAGAAUGUAUAUGAAUAUCGAUAAUCCUGUAAUUCAAAAUCACGUUCUACCCUUGAGUCAUUUGAAUGAUACCGAAUCUAAAGAACUAUACGAAAAGGUACGUAAUUAA
Cephus cinctus (wheat stem sawfly) is the source of this 1845-nucleotide messenger RNA. Its product is annotated as polycystic kidney disease protein 1-like 2. The coding region runs from base 199 to 1845 and encodes 548 amino acids. Lineage: Eukaryota; Metazoa; Arthropoda; Insecta; Hymenoptera; Cephidae. Gene Ontology annotation, biological process: detection of mechanical stimulus. Gene Ontology annotation, cellular component: membrane. The record is from RefSeq and is a predicted model, not a curated record. The transcript is spliced from 9 exons. Gene Ontology annotation, molecular function: protein binding; calcium channel activity.